Messenger RNA from Schizosaccharomyces osmophilus, 2220 nucleotides. RefSeq names its product Golgi transport complex subunit Cog4 (gene cog4). The transcript has a single exon. The record is from RefSeq and is a predicted model, not a curated record. NCBI's taxonomy places the organism in Eukaryota, Fungi, Ascomycota, Schizosaccharomycetes, Schizosaccharomycetales, Schizosaccharomycetaceae. The coding region runs from base 1 to 2220 and encodes 739 amino acids.
AUGACAAAUUUAUCUGUAUAUGAAUGUACGAAUUUAAAUCAGAUUGAAGCAUUAUUUCAGUCGUUGCAAGUGAAAUCAAAACAAACGGAUGAACAGCUCGAAUCCCUUCUGGACGAUCGACAGCCCAUUGAAAGCUACAAGUCUACAUUUAAAACUCUUGGGGAACGGUUGGUUUUGUUGGUGACUCAGAUCGAUGAAUUGAAACAUGAGUUUUGUGACAUCUCUAUCGUGGAUCAGCAGGUCAUUGACAAUAUCAAAGUUGUGGAUAGAGAACAGAAUCGUUUAAAGGAAUGUCUUUUGUAUGUUCGGCAAGUUCGUGAUUUUAAGGAAUGCCUCAUAGAACUGAACCGAGCUAUGCUACGCCAACAGUGGGAAAAAGCGGCAGAUUUCGUACAUCGAGCGAAUUGUACCUCUCCGUCUAUUAUUCAAGGAAAGUUUGCCCUUGCAGUUGUUCCAACGAGUGAGCAACCACUUUCUCCUACCGAAACUUUGAACGAAGUUGUUGAAUCACUGCAUGCGCUUUUUCAGAGAGAAUUCCAAAAAGCUGCUCGUAACAAGGAUCAAAAAGAAAUUACUAGGUAUUUCAAACUUUUUCCUUUAAUUGGAAAAGAAAAAGAGGGGUUAGAGGCAUACUGGCAUUUUUUCGGUGGAAUCAUCGCUUCAAAAGCUAGAGCUACGCUCGACGAACCUCCAUCUCAUUCUUUAUUCUUUUCACAAGCCUUUACUGGCUUGGUUGAACAUGUUGCUAGCAUAGUACGAGCCCAUACUCCCCUGGUUCUUCGGUACUAUAAGGCAAAGAAUACAAUCACAGUUAUCGAAAACUUACAGUAUGAUUGUGAUAGACAAGGAUCCAUCAUUAUAAGCACGAUGUAUGAUGUUCGUCGUAUCUCUUCCCUUCUGCAUUCUAUAGAGAGCUAUAAAUUCCUGCUUUUGAAUGCAAAAGUCAAGCACCGUAACCUACCUUUAGAUCAACGUGAAAUGGAACGAGUAAGUUUACAAGUCUUACAUCCUCUGUUGAAUGAGCUUACCUCGAUUUUGACUAAGUGGAAUAUGUACAAGGUUUUCAUGAGCCGUUUUAUAUAUCGCUUGUUAAAUCCCGAUCCUUCUUUUAAAUCUAACAAUGAACGUUCAUUUGAAUGCGCAAACGUUUUUUCGAGUUCAGUAGUUGAAGAAUUAAAUUCCGACCAGCUUAUACCCUCCCUCUUGCAUUUGGAAACUUAUUAUUUAAAGCAUAGCAUGGAAACAGCUUUUGAGCUAGAGGAACAUUAUACAAGGGUUCUUCCUUGGACGAGCUCCAUUGUUGAUGAUGUUAUGUACGUUACUAAGCAAAUCAUUCAGCGUGUUUUCUUUUCUGGCUCAUCUGCAUACCUCGAUAAAUUUGUCCACGAAACUUUGUGUCCAAUCUUUAAAAUAUCCUACUUCGCAUAUAUUUCUUCAGACCUGACUGGCUUAUGUGGAAGUAUUCGCAGUCAGUUUCAAAAGUUUAAAGACGCUGGCAAGGUCCAAAAGCCAUUCUACGAGCGUUUCGUUAUUUUAACGAAUAGUGCUUCUUUGAGUAAGCAGUAUCUAUGUACAGUUUUAGACGAAAUUCAAAAAAAGGAUAAUGAGGUUUACCCUUUUUAUAAAGAUAAAGAACAGGUGUCUGCUACAUUGGAUAAGUUUCGGAGUGACAGUAGCAUGUUUGAUAAACUAUGCUCCUACGCCUUUAAUACCUACUUCCCCAUUUUCCUUCUUCCGAAAAUUGAAAUAACCAUUGACGACGCGUUUAUGGAUUGUGAAUAUGUACUUUCUUACGAUGACUAUACCAAGGAACUUGCUCGCGAGCGGCCACUUGUGAGUAGGCUCCGAGUAAUUUGGAAUAGGAUAACUGCUUUCGAUGAAUUUACACAGGAAAAUCAAUUUACGCUAACUAGUAUGGCUUGCGAAAAAGCUGCUAGCUACUUGGAACACCUUGUCCUUUAUAAGAUUCAAUGGAAUGAAUAUGGUGCCAUGGCCCUUGAGAGUGAUCUUUCACAAUGCAUUCACGUGCUCUCUAAAGAGCAGGUUCAGUUACGUGACAAUUUUGAACGAUUGCAGGAACUAUUGUUAUUAUUGGUUUGGGAAAGUGAAUCGGCAUCACCAUCUCAAAUUGUAGAAGAUUUGAGUUUACGUCUGCUUUCUUUGGAUAUUGUUGCAGCCAUCCAAGAAAAGAAGAAGGCAUCGGAGACUAAGGGAGAGUAA